This is a messenger RNA of Copidosoma floridanum, 1714 nucleotides long. RefSeq lists its product as uncharacterized. The record is from RefSeq and is a predicted model, not a curated record. NCBI's taxonomy places the organism in Eukaryota, Metazoa, Arthropoda, Insecta, Hymenoptera, Encyrtidae.
UUAGCCGGUAGAGGCAGACGAUCGACCAUCAGCAUCUUCGUAUACUAUCAUCGUUACUAUACUUAAAUGAGCUACAUUGCUCUUUUCGGUAUAAGCAUAUUCGCGGGUAUAUAAGAUAAUUUGUUGAGUAGACAAUCACAUAAAUAUUAUAUGUAUAUACGUGCCAAUACACACAAUGCAACAUUCGUAUACACCCCCACAACUGCAUCUCCACGACAUGGAUAAACAGACGUCGUCGGUACUGGAGGUUGCUGCCCCUACCCGCAGCAGUGACGCGCUGCUGUCAGAUACAUUCGACAAGUCAACAACGAUCGCGUCAAGCGCCGAGACCGACAAGGUGCAGGUUGCCGUCGUCGAGGAAGUUGAGAAGAGGAGCAUCAGCAGCAGCAGCAGCAGCAGCAGCGACGAGAUGAUCGGUGAUGACGUUCAAGAGGACGACGACGACGAGGAAGCCGAGCCGACUAUGCAUCAACCGAUGAAGACCGCCGUGCCGCGCACGCACCCGCCAAAACAGCCACCUGUCCUCGACUGCCGGCCGAUAGUCCUGGCGACUCACCUGGUGCCGUCAUUGCCGGUCGGAUUGUUCGACGUCGUGGCCGAAGCCAUCGAAGUCGCCACCGGGAAGCCAGUAGUGCUACUCCACGAGUCCAGAACUGACCGGCCAGUCGCCAAGGACGUCGUCGACAUCGCGAUUUUGCCAGCUGGUGAGUCCUGGGAGGAUGGCAAGCUGCUGCCUGUGAGCUUCGUGUUCGAGCAUCGUCUGAACAAAACCUUCUCGCCGGACGUUUAUGCCGAUGUUGUCGUCGCCACCGACAGAGCUCCUCACGUCGAGGAUAUAAUGGAUCUUCGGGGCCACAGGUGCGCGUUGCCCGACCGAAGAAGAAAAAUCGGAGCAUCGACGCUGCUGUUCAAUCACCUGAGGGCCAAGGGCGAGGGGCCGGCCUUCUUUGGAAAUACUCUGGAUGCCAAUUCUCAAGUUUCGGCGUUGCAGAUGGUGGCUGGUAAGCAGGUCGAGGUCUGCGUACUCGAGUCACCUGUCAUUAAGUACUACAGGAAAUCCUUGCCUGGGGUUUACUCACUGCACAUUCUUAGUAGCUUGGGGCCCCUGCCGCCUUACCCCGUUAUGGUUAAUAAAAAUAUACCAGAUGAAAUCAUCGAAAAAAUUACGGAUUACUUGCUCGGUCUUUGCCGAGAUACGGAGUGGAUGGAGAAGUUUGGACUCUACAGUGUUCUUGGAUUCGCAGAGUACAGUAAAAGCAAUGUUGAAGUUCAAAAUAUAAAAUCUAUGCCCACCAGUGUCCCAUAUUACUGAGAGCCCGCGAUUCGCUAUUUUUUACUUUUAUACAAAUAAAAGCCUUAUAUUUUUUAUAUUAUUUUAUCGUCGGUCUCAAAAUAUUUAAAGACUAUGUUUUUUACCAUACAUGUGAUAAAACUGCUUUGAUUAUUAAAGAGUGAAACGGUUAUUUUGCUCAAUGAUAAAAUGUAUAAUCGACUAUUUCAAUAUUAAAGAGCAUACAUUUUUUUUUUCAUUCAAUAACAUUAGCUUACAAUUAAUGAUUUGUCAUUUAAAAACGUUAAAGAUUUUAACAUUAAUAAAAAGUUUUUUUAAUUCUGGAAAAUGUCAUACUCGAUCUAAUAAGAACAAUGCAAUGAUUUUGCUUUACAAUGAGCAAAUGAAUUUUUUAUAGAAUACUAAUCAACGAACGAUAACAAU